This is a messenger RNA of Monosiga brevicollis MX1, 933 nucleotides long. RefSeq lists its product as uncharacterized. Gene Ontology annotation, biological process: lipid metabolic process. The transcript has 5 exons. Lineage: Eukaryota; Choanoflagellata; Craspedida; Salpingoecidae. Bases 1 to 933 code for a protein of 310 amino acids. The record is from RefSeq and is a predicted model, not a curated record.
AUGAUCAAGUUUGUGGCGAUAUGGCUAGUGGCGUUUGCUGCGCCGUGUGCUGCACUAUGGGCUGACGGUUUGGGCAGAGCGGCGGCGGCCGCCGCAACUGCUCAGCCUCGAGCGCGAGAUGAGAGCAACCCGCUCCCACCGAUCGUACUCAUUCCCGGCUUGACUUCGUCCAACAUCUCUUACACUCUCUAUGACGCGCCUAACAUCGUGCCAGGCUGUCCCAGCACCGUCAGCACGCCCACGCCCAUGUGGCCGACAGAUCAAGUCCGCUUCAACACCAGCCGGGAUUUGGUCUGCUGGUUCGAAAACCUGGCCACCAUCUACAAUCCGCUCAAUCAACAGUUUGGCCCGCGCCUGGUUGAGCACGCCUACAACCAGUCGGGUGGACGCAAGGUGACCCUCAUAUCCGUAUCUUGGGGGCCACAAGCUACCCUCGCCUUCUUGCACCGCAUGACUCAAAGCUGGAAAGACAAGUACCUGAGCAUGUUUAUUGCCGAGUCGCCGCUUUGGUCAGGCUCGCCUCUGAGUCUUCUGACCAUGACCAGCGGUUACGAGGCGCCCGGUGUUCCGAACGCGCGCUUAUUCAUGCGAGAAGUCGCAACUCUCGUGCAUGUCAUUAUGGACAUUUUUCCUCGUGCCGGAACCUCAAACACCACCUUUACACGCGAAGAAGUCAUCAUCGAGACGCCCACUCGCAAUUACACGGCCUUUGACGCAGAGGCGCUACUCGAGGACCUGGGCUAUGGCUAUAAGCUUCCAGCGCUGCGCAACAUUCAGAACAACUCGGAUCUGGGUGAGCUGCUGGAUCCGGGUGUGGAUACGUUCAUUCAGUACGGCUACGACAUUCCGACGCCUGGUAUGAACAUCUUGCAAAGACGAGAAGAGAGAGAUGCGCUUUUUUUGGAAGCUCGCUGUGGCGUCGCGACUGGUUGA